Molecule: messenger RNA, 3197 nt
Organism: Phragmites australis (common reed)
Lineage: Eukaryota; Viridiplantae; Streptophyta; Magnoliopsida; Poales; Poaceae
Product: probable AMP deaminase
Exons: 20
Coding region: 83-2671 (862 amino acids)
Biological process (GO): IMP salvage; AMP metabolic process
Cellular component (GO): cytosol
Molecular function (GO): AMP deaminase activity
Source: RefSeq, a predicted model, not a curated record
CCUAAUCACCCUCCCAUUUCCCUACUAUAAUCCCACCCCUAGCAAAGUAACCACUCCCUUAAACCCAAGCCCCGCCUCGCCCAUGGACUCCUCCGGGUCCGCCUCCGCGUACAAGCUGCAGCUCGCCUUCGCGGCGCUGGUGGGCGCCUCCGCGGCGGCGGCCGCCGCCUACUACCUGCACUGCCGCGCCGUCGCGCAGGUCGGCGGCGACCUCGCCCGCUCCGCCUCCGCCCGCCUCCGCCGGCCCCGCGCCGCUGCAGGCGGCGGCGGGAAGCCCCCUCCCCCGCGCCGCGCUGCUGCGGGCUACGCAUCGCUCCCCGACCUCUCCGCGUUCUACGGCGGCGGCCCCGCGGCCGUUGGGUACCUCGUUGAGGAGGAGGAGGAGGAGGAGGAAGGGGCAGUGGGGCCGCACGCGAACGGUGGCGCGCUUGAUACCGCCGCCUUCCUGCAGAUCCCCCAGGGGUUGCCGAGGCUGCACGUGGGCCCCGACGGCAAUAGACAACUUGUCCGCUCAGGUUCAAACAGACGGGUUGGAAUAAUUAGACCAAAUUCACCCAAGUCCCCUAUAGCUAGUGCAAGUGCUUUUGAGAGUGCAGAUGGAUCAGAUGAGGAUGAUGCUACACAGAAUGGUGGUAAACUUGACAAUGGCUACUUGAACACAAAUGGGAACCUUGAAGGAGAGCACAAAGGAAAUGAAAUUGUGGAAAAAGUGGCUGCAACGCCAUUGGCUGCAGCAAACAUGAUACGAUCUCAUAGUAUAUCCAAUGAUCUUCAUGCAGUUCAACCUGAUCCAGUUGCUGCAGAUAUUCUUCGAAAAGAACCUGAGCAAGAAUCAUUUAUCAAGCUGUUAACUGCUCCAAAGGAGAUUCCAACUCCUGAUGAAAUUGAGGUCUUCAAAAUCCUUCAGAAGUGUCUUCAGUUAAGAGAGUGUUAUCUAUUUAGAGAAGAGGUUGCUCCAUGGGAGAAGGAAGUCAUAAAUGAUCCCUGUACUCCAAAACCUAACCCCAAUCCAUUCACUUAUGUGCCGGAACCAAAGUCAGAGCAUGUUUUCCGAAUGGUUGAUGGCGUUGUCCAUGUGUAUGCGGAUAAAGACUAUAUGGAGAGAAUUUAUCCUGUGGCUGAUGCCACAACCUUCUUCACUGACUUGCAUUAUAUUCUCCGGGUGACUGCUGCAGGAAACACAAGAACCGUCUGCCAUAAUCGGUUGAAUCUUCUAGAGCAUAAGUUCAAAUUCCAUCUGAUGUUAAAUGCGGAUAGGGAGUUUCUUGCCCAAAAGACUGCACCACAUCGUGACUUUUACAAUGUCAGGAAAGUUGACACUCAUGUUCACCACUCAGCAUGCAUGAAUCAGAAACAUUUGUUGAGGUUCAUAAAGUCCAAACUCAGAAAAGAACCUGAUGAGGUUGUCAUUUUCAGAGACGGUACUUAUAUGACUUUGAAGGAGGUUUUUGAGAGCUUGGACUUAACUGGGUAUGACUUGAAUGUUGAUUUGCUAGAUGUCCAUGCGGACAAAAGUACGUUUCACCGUUUUGACAAAUUCAACCUUAAAUACAAUCCAUGUGGCCAAAGUAGGCUCAGAGAGAUUUUCCUUAAACAAGAUAAUCUCAUUCAAGGACGUUUUCUUGCUGAGCUGACAAAGCAAGUUUUCUCUGACCUUUCUGCUAGCAAAUAUCAGAUGGCAGAAUACAGGAUUUCAAUCUAUGGGAGGAAGCAAAGUGAGUGGGAUCAACUUGCGAGUUGGAUAGUGAACAAUGAAUUGUGUAGUGAAAAUGUUGUCUGGUUGGUUCAGAUUCCACGCUUAUAUAAUGUGUACAAGGAAAUGGGUAUUGUUACAUCAUUUCAGAAUCUUCUUGACAACAUUUUCCUUCCUCUGUUUGAGGUUACCAUCGAUCCAGCUUCACACCCGCAGCUCCAUGUCUUCCUAAAGCAGGUUGUAGGGUUGGAUUUGGUUGAUGAUGAAAGUAAACCUGAAAGGCGCCCAACAAAGCACAUGCCGACACCUGAACAAUGGACCAAUGUGUUCAACCCUGCAUUUUCAUAUUAUGCAUACUACUGCUAUGCUAACUUAUACACACUGAACAAGCUGCGUGAGUCAAAGGGGAUGACCACUAUCAAAUUUCGUCCACAUGCUGGCGAGGCUGGAGACAUUGAUCACUUGGCUGCGACAUUUCUUUUUUGUCACAACAUAUCACAUGGAAUCAAUUUAAGGAAAUCUCCUGUGCUGCAGUACUUAUACUAUCUUGGUCAGAUUGGUCUGGCAAUGUCUCCAUUAAGCAACAACUCUUUGUUUCUUGAUUACCAUCGCAAUCCUUUUCCGAUGUUUUUCCAACGAGGUCUGAACGUCUCACUGUCAACGGAUGAUCCAUUGCAAAUUCACCUGACAAAAGAACCUUUGGUGGAAGAAUACAGCAUCGCUGCUUCGCUGUGGAAGCUCAGUUCCUGUGACUUAUGUGAAAUUGCGAGAAACUCUGUUUAUCAAUCAGGGUUUUCACAUGCUCUCAAGGCACACUGGAUUGGCAAGAGCUACUUCAAAAGAGGCCAUUCUGGAAAUGAUAUUCACAAAACAAAUGUGCCAAACAUCAGGGUUGAGUUCAGGGACAUGAUCUGGAGAAAUGAAAUGAAGCUGGUUUACCUAAACAACGUCAUCCUACCUGGAGAGCUGGACCCGUAAAACGUCCCCUAUAUCCUGUAGUCGCCAUGUCGCUGGAAGUCAGGUUGAGAAGUGAUGCGAUGGACAGUGUUUCCAAGUUCCACUGGGCAGAACUUCCAAAACGAAUAGUGCCGGGAGCACACCAAAUGAUACAAAACCUAAAGAAUAAUGCGGUGAAGCGAAGCGGCUCACAGGUGUGCUAGGUUUGUGUUACAAGGAGGCAAGUAAUACAUGGCAAGAUGUAAUUGACCUCCCCCCCUCUCCCCCCUCAUCUGUAAAGGACGUGCGAAUAAAGUGAUGCCGCUUGUUUUGCUUCCAAGGAAAGAUGUGUAACACCAAAAAUAGAUAUGAUAUGUUGCUUAGGGUGCAUUUGGUUGAAGGGUAAGAUUGGGUGGGAUAUGGUCAUCUAUGUUGGGUAUCUAAUUUUUUGUUUGGUAGCAUAGAUUUGUUGAUCUAAUUUCUUAUUUGGGUGGAUAGAAUUUGGAUUGAGUUAGCUAAAAUUUUAUGUGAUCCGUUUGUCAUAUAUUUAGUUUUUUAUUAAAAUAUA